UCUUAAAAAUAAAUAAAUAAAAAAGCUCUGUCUUGAACCCUUAGGCCUGGUGACCUAACCCUGUCUCUUUUUAAAGGGUCAUAAAACACACACACACACACACACACACACACACACACACACACACACACACACACACACACACACACACACAAAAUAACAGAUAUGUACAGGUUGCACAUCAUUGUAAACAGGGUUGGGGAGUAACGGAAUACAUGUAACGGGAUUAAGUAUUUAAAAUACAAAAUAUAAGUAACUUUAUUCCACUACAGUUACAAUUUAAGUCAUUGGUAAUUAGAAUACAGUUACAUUCAAAAAGUAUUUUGAUUACUGAAGAGAUUACUUUGCAUUUUAUUGUCAUUUGUUUAAUUUAAUAUUUAGUCCUUUCAGAUGGAAAACAUUUAUACAUAUAAAUGACGCGAUCCAAAGUGCAUUUGAACAGCGGUGAAACACUUUCUUAUGAUGUGUUACAUUCAUACGAGCAGACAGAGAAGUAAGUUUGGAGCAGCAAAAAUAGAAAUAAACUUUGCGUAAAUUGUCAUGGGAAUAUUAGGUUUAUGCUAAGGUAAAAUGCUUUUUCUAGCCAUUUUACAUGCACCUGUUACCAGGCUUGAUUAUAUAUAUAUAAAAAAAAAAAUAAUAAUUUGUUUUCUGUAGUAAGACCUUUGAUAUUAGAGCAAAAAGUCUUGUUCUUAAUGAUACAUUUUUUUUAAUGUUUUUCUGUAAGAAUAUCUAAAAUUUCUUUAUCUUGUUUUAGAAACAACACUUCAUAAGACAUUUAGGUUUUUCAGAGAAUGUAUUUUUAACGUGUAUUUUGUCUUACUGUACUGCCAGAGUUUUUAUAGUCAAAACAAAUGAAAAAAAAUCUACCAGUGCUGAAGAAGUAAUCCAAAGUAUUUAGAAUACGUUACUGACCUUGAGUAUUCUAACGGAAUACAUUACAAAUUACAUUUUACAGCAUGUAAUCUGUAAUCAGUGGAAUACAUUUCAAAAGUAACCCUCCCAACCAUGAUUGAAAUCAAUAUUAGCACUCAUUAUGUUUAUUGUUAGGUGUAAGUUGUUUUUUCAUUUUAUUGAGCCAUUUCAUUCUUCUGAUCUAAAAAAACGAAAGUUGAAGCAGUCACAUAAAACGAAGUAAAUGCGUAAACUAGGAUUUAUGAUUGGUAGGACAGUACACAUGUACGUCAGUAGAUUCUGAGCAUUUAUUCAUGAGAAGGAACACUUCCAUCCAGUCACAGCGCUGCCUCAUGGAUGAUCUCACAUUACAGCGGAGAAUUCAAAAUACAAGCUCAAUAACAGAGCAGAUAUGAGAGAAGUCCAUAACCGGACCAGCGUGAGUGUUUCUUAGCUCCAGACAUGAGGAGAGGCUUGUUUAGACAGAGUGCUGAUUCCAUCGCUUCUUGUCGAUGUGUCUGGUAAUGGACAGGAUAACACGACAGCUUGUUCAAAAACAGAAGACAAUGAUGAAAACUGAAAACUCAUGAAAAGUCAUGUCAGCUCUCUUAUUUGUUUCCUUCACAUGGGGCGAAAGUUCGCAGGAUUUACGCCUACAUGGUUUACCGACAAUAUGUCGUCAUGACAAGGGAGUUACUUACAGAGACAAGGUUAGUAGGCAAUUUUAUCAGACUUGAGUCAUGUUAACAUGCAUGAUGCUUAAGUAUUUUGGUUAUCCUUUUGAAAAACGGUGUGUAUUUAAUAGGGAUGUGCAAAACUACCAAUUUUCAUAAUUAAUCGUUCUGUUGUUUGAACGACUAGUCGACUAGUUGGUGAUAAUAAAAUAUAAUGUAUGAGGGAGCCUGGGUAGAUCAGCGAGUAUUGACGCUGAUUACCACCCCUGGUGUCACGAGUUCGAAUCCAGGGCGUGCUGAGUGACACCAGCCAGGUCUCUUAAGCAACCAAAUUGGGCCGGUUGCUAGGGAGGGUAGAGUCACAUGGGGUAACCUCCUCGUGAUCGUGAUUAGUGGUUUUCGCUGUCAAUGGGGCACGUGGUGAGUUAUGUGUGUAUCACGGAGAAUAGCCCACAUGCUGUGAGUCUCCGCUUUGUCAUGCACAACGAGUCAUGUGAUAAGAUGUGCAGAUUGACGGUCUCAGAAGUGGAGGUAACUGAGACUUGUCCUCCGCCACCCGGAUUGAGGUGAGUAACCGCACCACCAUGAGGACCUACUAAGUAGUGGGAAUUGGGCAUUCCAAAUUGGGGAGAAAAGGGGAUCAAAAUAAUAAUGAUAAUGUCUUAUUGCACAAAACUAUCAUUGUAAAAAAAAAAAAAUACAAAAAUAAGAAAGGCUUCAAUACAGAGUGGCACAAAAUCAUUUAUGCGCAUCUUGAAUGCACAAUGAUGCGCUUCAAUGUAAACCGAUAGCUUGGGAGUUUCAAGGCGUUCCUCGCUGCGCAGUGCACACUCAAAAGCGUGGAACUGCAGUAUAACACGGGUACAUAUCUAGUUCAUGACAUUAGGCAGUUUAAACAUAUUUUACUGCAACUAUUAAUUUAAGCAGUUUCAGACAGAAUCAGCAAAAGACUUUAAUCUCUUCAAAGCACCUCAAAUAUGAGAACAUUACUCACAGCAGAGGAUUAAAUGUCCUACAGUGAUCAUCUUGUAAUGUUUUGUUGAUGAGGCGCUUUGCUGUAACAGCAGCGGUGCAUAAAUGGACUAAACGUAAAGCAUUAAAGAGACGAAAGUCCUUGCAGAGGGUUUUACUGCAGACUGUUAUUCACUUUUAAGCACAGCGAGCUAUAAUCACGCAAAAACACUCUCUGAGAAGUUGCGUCUCUCAAUUAAUUUGAGAAUUGUGUCUCCCAUUAAAACCCACCACCACUAAAAAUAUUAAUGUUAUUAGUCAAACCCACUAAUCGAUUAGUCAGUUGUUGGACAACUAGUCGAUUAGUCGACCACCUUGGCACAUCCAUAGUAUUUAAUGUUAUGUGUAAUUGACCCGUUUUCAUUGUAUGUGGCUUACUGCACGCAAUUUUGUACUUUAGAAAAAAAGAGGGAUGAAUCUUAAUAAUUUUCUGUGGUAAUCAACAUUAUGCCACAAAUGCUGUCAAUAGUUUAACAUGUAUUAACCCAAAACACUCCUUGUAAGAAUAAAUAUCUUUGAAUUACGGAUGUGCCAUGGUGGUCAACUAAUCAACUAGUCAUCCAACAACUGACUAAUCGAUUAGUGGGGUCGACUACUAACAUUAAUAUUUUUGAUCAAACCUCCACAGAGUCUCUGACUUCUGUCUGUAACACUGGAGAACAGCAGAUGCUGCAGAUACCAGUGAAGAUUGAAGUGAAACAGGAGGAGAUAAAAGAAGAAAAUGCACUAGAGGAACAACAGAGUGAUGAAGAUUAUGAUGAUUUUUUUCCUCCAGAGCUGAUGAAGGGGAUAAAGGAACGUCGAGAACUGAAUAAGCUGAAUGAAGAGGAGAAACUUCAGUAUCAGAAACAUCAUGAUCAUGAUUUCAGAACUGGAGAAAAAUCUUUGUGUGGCUCAAAGACUAAUUUCUCACCAAAAAAGCAUCAAGGAACAACCAAAAGUCCUAUCACCUGCUCUCAGUGUGGAAAGAGUUUCAUGCGUAAAAGCAAGCUUAUCAUGCACAUGAGAGUUCACACAGGAGAGAGACCUUACACGUGCCAUCAGUGUGGGAAAAGCUUUCUUUAUAAAGAACAGCUUUAUGUACACAUGAAAAUUCACACAGGAGAGAGACCUUACAUGUGCCAUCAGUGUGGGAAAAGUUUCGCAUUUGCUUGUCAACUCAAAAAUCAUCUCCGCUGUCACUCUGUAGAAAGACCAUUUAAAUGUGAUAAGUGUGGUAAAACGUUUGUUGUGGCACAUUAUCUGAAAAAUCAUCUGAAAAUACACACAAAUAAGAAGCUUUACAAGUGUACUUUUUGUGGAAAGAGUUAUUCGCACCUGUCCUAUUUUAAAAUGCACCAGAAUAUUCAUACCGGUGUAAGGGCUCAUGUGUGCUUUGAAUGUGGAAAGACCUUUAUGACAGCUGGCACCUUGAAAAAGCACCAAAUAAUUCAUACUGGAGAGAAACCUUACAAGUGCUCACACUGUAGGAAGAGUUUCACUCUGUCACAAAACCUGAAAAAACACGAGAGAAUUCAUACUGGACAGAGAUCAUACCACUGCUCUUCAUGUGGGAAAAGUUUCAGCACAAUAAGUAAUCUACGUAGACAUGUAAAAAAUAAUUGUAGUCACAGUGAGCAAAAUUAUCUUCAGGUCCAACGAGAUCAAGUAAAUAGUUGGAAAUUCAGAUAAACCCAAAGAUGGAAUUUCUCCCAAUAGAGCAGCAUCGUCUAAGAGUAUAACAAAGAACAUUUGAGGAAGGACUUUGCAUUAAUUGAGAACUUGUGUAUAUACAGUACUGUGCAAAAGUUUUCUGCACUUCUGAAAAAUGUUGUGGAGUAAGGAUUUUUUAAAAUGUCAUGAAUAGUUUUUAUAAAUUUGAUCAAUUAAUUUCUGGUGAAUGAUGAAAGAUGUUUUUCUUUUAUUUUGCUUUAGUUAUGGAAUAUUCUUAUGAGGCAUCACUUAUAAUCAGUUAUGAAAUCUUAUUCAUAUAUGCACAUUACUGUACUCAUUUAAAUAUACAUUCAUUUUAUCAAUGUAUUCAAUAUGUGUGUUAAGUUAUACAAGUUACUUGUGUUGACCUUGGUGGUCCCUAGAGGCCUCUCAUCCUAUGUAGACACCUAAAGAUAUGAUAAGUUUACAUUUCUCUUAUCGAAACACUUUGUGUUUUAUACAAACUAUACAAUUCUAGGAAAUAGAUGCCUUUACCACUUUGCAGCAUUUUGCUGAAAUCUGUAAUUUAGGAUGUGCAUCUGCAGAUGUGGGUUUUUUCUACUAUUUCAUCGCACCUAACCACAAUUUUACACCUCUUUAUACAGAACAAUGUGACCAAGUCACUGACCGUUCCUUUUAGGGUAUGCUCUUAGCUGACUUAUUGCUUUCGUGCACACCACUAAGAAUAAACAAAGUAUGCCCCCUUUAUGCUUUCCACCUGAAAAUUAUCAUAUCCAUUUCCUUAACGUGUUUGGCAGACACUUUUAUUCAAAGCGACUUACAGUGCACUUAUUACAGGGACAAUUUCCCUGGAUCAACCUAGAGUUAAGUGCCUUACUCAAGGACAAAGUGGUGGUGGCGGCUCUGGGGGUUGAACCGGCAACCUUCUGCUUAUCAGUUCUGUGCUUCAGCCCCCUACAUCACCACCACUCCACUUCGUUUACUCAUCGUCACACCUGCCUACUUGGGCAGGUGCCCAGGGUGGUGAUGCCUUGUCCCUGCUGGCCAAAAAAAGAGCCUUGCCCAUCGUGGGGUCAUCACCUCAUGCCACUGGUUUUACAACUCUAUCACCAUAGGCAAUUCUUUAUCAUAUGGUCCCUCUCUAAUUUGGUACUAUGUAAAAUAUACUUUCUUGGGUUGGGAAGAGGGGCACUCUUGUGUGCAUGAGUGUGGUUGUGUAGUGUCUUUUCUUUGUGUCAUGAACAAGGUCCAUGUCUUUGUGUGUGUGUUUUCCAGCCAUUUUUGUAAGAAUACGUGUUUCUAGAAGGACUGUGGUUGCAAGUCCAUUUGUUCCAUUUGUACAGGCUCAUUUAGUGAUUUUUCUGUAUUUUUCUUGCCUGGAGUUCUCUAAUACAAGUUCCAGUCUCUGGGCUUCUUCUCAGAGUUCUCUAAUCUGAGGUGGUCCUCUAGUUCUACUGGGUCUUUCUUGUCUGGAGUUCUCUUAUCAGAUGUGGUAUUAUGGGCUUCUCUAUGUUUCAGGCCAGGAAGUCUCCUCUAGAUUUCUGGUUUGUGUUUCCUCUUUUCUUUGAGAACUCUGGCUCCUCUGGUUCUACUGGCCUUCUUGUCUUCCCCAUGAUUGGACCAUCUUUCUCCAGGAGGUUCCACAUUUCAGACAAACAUCUCAGUGCUUGUUUCUGAAAUGAGAACUGAAAGAAGAGGUUGCCUCCCCUUUCCCCAGAAGAAUUCUCACACAUGCACAGCAUCUGACAGUUUUAUCAUAUUACAUCAAUAUUAUAAAUAUGAAUUUAAAAUCAAAGUGAUGAAACAUUUCCCAUAAUUUGUAAUCCUUAUAAAGUCACACCCCUUUAAUAGAAACUUGUGUAGUUAUAUGCGGCUUCUAUCAUGAAACUAUUUCUCCAAUUCCAGUUGACAUUUGCCUGUGACUGAGCUACAGUCAUGAUCAUCAUGCAGGACAUCGUCAUGUCUGGCAAGCUGUGAUUGGCUUCUUCCUCCUUUCCUUUCACCAAUGAAAAUUGUUCUAAAGUGGUCACUUUCUGUAGCAAGUCUUGAUAGCCCAAUUUCCUUUGUGCGCAGAGUGAAAGCCUUUGCACACCAAAUGCAAAUUUUCCAUGCAAUUUCUCGAUGCAUUCAACAUUUUGAAUUGAAACAAUGGAUUCCUAAUGAGCCAUUCUCACCUGGAGCGAACAUUUGUGCCGAAUCACGCAGUGACAAAGAGAAGGUUUUUUUUUUUACGGUGACUGUACGUUUCCACUGGUGUGGAAGAAAUUAGCUCAAAGCCGCUCACAACAGGAACAGCUUGCUCCGCGCCUGUGUCACCGUACAUUUCCACUGGUGCGUUGUGAAUGAGUGUUUUCAAUGCAUUCCUAUGGAAGCCGAGUGCCACGCUUGCGAGAUGGAUUGUGUGGCACACUUCCCAUACUACUUUCACUGCUUCAGCCACAUCGGUCUAUGGCAGAAACGGUAAGAGUAGUAUGUAGUGUGCCAUUUCAAACUCAGCCAUGAUUGUUUUCAGUUCACGGUCAAUAUAGUCAUUACAGUCAGAAUAAUGCAAACCUUUUUCCGAAAGCGCAAAGUAUAAAAACUGUGUUGAUUUAUUGUACUUUUUUAUCCAACUACUCACUUUUGCUUACCCAGCCACAGUAAUCACAGUGAAUGCAUGCAGUCAUCAUUUGAAGUCUGCUUGUGAUUAAAGCACUGAAUCCAGCAGAAGGUGCAGCAUUAUCUUCACAUGUAAAAGCGCUUAUGAGAGACGUCACUGCUUUCAGCUCAGUGAUUGGCUGUGCCCAGCGUUUUUCGUUCUGAGGAAUAAAAUGUUUUUUUUAUUUUGACGCUCUCAACUGCUCUCAUUGCUUUCUCCACACUGUUGUCAAUCCCACAAUCAACCUCGAGAGUGUGGCGCUCGACUUCAGUAGGAAUGAAUUGAAAACGCUCGCUCACAACGCGCCAGUGGAAACGUGCAGUGUGUCGAUUUUUUGACGCCCUGACCAAUAUGUAAGCUUUAGAUCACGUGUCAGAAGCCAUGGCAGUUACAAGAACCAGAGCAACUGGUGGCACUUAUGCACAGAAAUCUGUUUACCACCGAUAUUAAACGCUGAAGUAACUUGAGGAAGAAAUCCUGAACCAGCAGUGAGGAUGUGUAGUAUAUUUGAAUCAAAUGCCUAAAAUUAUCAUGUGUUCUCUUAAUAUGUAAAUGAUAUUGCUGCAUCACUGCCUUGCAUCCCCUUUAAAAAUGAUCUGAUCUUAUGUGGAUUGUCUUCGUAAUUUAUUCCAUGUAGCUGCAUUGUUUUGCUUUUGCAUUUAAUGUUACGUGAAAACCUAAAAUGGGUUGGCUGGGAUCAAGAGGAGUUUCAGCUUAAGGUGACAUUUCUUAAUCCAGGCCGAGAUCUCCGAGAGGCAGAGGCAAAGAUAUGAUUUGUAUUUUGAGCUGUCUGGUCAGAUUUGGUGCGAAAUUCCAGGCUUAUGUCAAUCAUCCUUUCAUCUAUAGGUCAUGUCCGUAAACGGAGAAAAGAUGUCACAGCUGUUGCAUGUUCCAUCGAGGGAACAAUGGAUGGAUGUUUAUGUGUUAACUGUUUGGCGAAGUUGUUUACAUGCCAAAAUGCUUGGAUAUAUUUUCUGGUAGGGUUGUUGAAGCUUACAUUGCUUGUCAUGCUUUUAGGAAUCAAACAUGUUUAUAAACCAAAUUAUUUAAAACCUCAUUCAUGGGUGUACAAUACCAGUUUAAACAUAGAUUUUGGUUAUAUCUACAAUUUGAGAGUGUGUAUAAAUGUUAAAAUGUUAAAUAUAACAACUAUUUUCAUCAUUUAAAAGUGUAUAAAUGAAUGGAUAUACAGUUGAAGUCUGAUGUUUAUGUACACCUUAGCCAAAUACAUUUAACUCAGUUUUUCACAAUACAUGACUUGUAAUUGUAGAAAACGUUCCCUGUCUUAGGUCAGUUAGGAUCACUAUUUUAUUUUAAGAAUGUGAAAUGUUAGAAUAAUAGUAGAGAGAAUUAUUUAUUUCAGCUUUUAUUUCAUUCAUCACAUUCCCAAGUUUACAUGCACUUUGUUAGUAUUUGGUAGCCUUGCCUUUAAAUUGUUUAACUUGGGUCAAAUGUUUUGGGUAGCCUCCAACAAGCUUCUCACAAUAAGUUGCUGGAAUUUUGGCCCAUUCUUCCAGAGAGAACUGGUCAGGUUUGUAGGCCUCCUUGCUCGCACACGCUUUUUCAGUUCUGCCCACAAAUAUUCUAUUGGAUUUAGGUCAGGCUUUGUGAUGGCCACUCCAAUACCUUGACUUUGUUGUCCUUAAGCCAUUUUGAAACAACUUUGGAGAUAUGCUUGGGGUAAUUGUCCAUUUGGAAGACCCAUUUGCGACCAAGUUUUAACUUCCUGGCUGAUGUCUUGAGAUGUUGCUUCAAUAUAGCCACAUAAUUGUCCUUGCUAAUGAUGCCAUCUAUUUUGUGAAGUGCACCAGUCCCUCCUGCAGCAAAGCACCCCCACAACAUGAUGCUGCCACCCCCAUGCUUCACGGUUGGGAUGGUGUUCUUCGGCUUGCAAGCCUUACCCGUUUUC
Myxocyprinus asiaticus (Chinese sucker) is the source of this 8779-nucleotide messenger RNA. Its product is annotated as gastrula zinc finger protein XlCGF57.1-like. The transcript is spliced from 2 exons. The record is from RefSeq and is a predicted model, not a curated record. Bases 3246 to 4250 code for a protein of 334 amino acids. Lineage: Eukaryota; Metazoa; Chordata; Actinopteri; Cypriniformes; Catostomidae.